AUGAUGCUCUUGCGCCACGUGCUGAGUUUGUUGGUUCUCUCCUUCUGUUGUGUAUGUGGAUGUGUGGGAGCAGAUGCAGGAGGGAAAGCUCUUCAGGAACCUGAAUCUACUGUCGAUUGCAGUGGUGCUUCUGAUGAGAGUACUUGUCGUUCUCGUGGAGAAAACAAACCUGCUGCUUCAAGUAUUUCACCUGAUCUUGGAACAUCUAGUACUCAUGAUACUAAUACUGCGUUGAAGCAGGAGCUGAGUAAGCAAUUGGAACAAAAAGAACAGGAGACAAAGCGAGAAGGUGACAGAAUACCAGGCCAACUUGAAGGAAAUAAGGUUCAAGGCGAAACUAUCGUACCUAAUCCCUCUGGAAGAAGUACUACUGAAGAUAAUCAUGAGCUAGGAACAAAUCCAAAAGACGUUACUCAGAGUUCAUUGCCUCAAGCUUCAGACGUCGUCCACCAACCCAAAUCUCCUUCUUCAUUGUCACCUCCCAAUUCAGGUUCUACACAAGGAACAGGUGGUGGGACUUCGCAUGUGCAGCCUGGCAGUAGUGAUCUUGCUCGGGCUGCAGAGGAUAAAGCGGCUGACGACAGUAAACGAGAGAACCCGUAUACGACUGAUAACGAACAAGAAGAAGGAAAGACGCAGGAAAAAGAGAAUAACUCACAUACUACUUCUCCUUCUGAAACCAAUACAAAUAAUUCGGAACCACAUGAAAGAAGUACGUCACAAGACCAGACACCCGCUACACAAGAUUCUCAAUCAGACACCAACACAAGGGAGUCCAACAACGCGGAACCCACGAACAAUGACACUACCAAUACACCCAAUAAUGAUGAAGAAUCAACCACCAUCACAACACUUCCUCCUGAACUCACAAACAACAAGAAGGGUGAUGCAGACAGCAGCAGCAGUAUCAGCAGUUCUGUGUGGGUGCGUAUACCACUACUGAUUGUGGUUACACUGGCCUGUAUUCUUGUGUGCUGA
Molecule: messenger RNA, 978 nt
Organism: Trypanosoma theileri
Lineage: Eukaryota; Euglenozoa; Kinetoplastea; Trypanosomatida; Trypanosomatidae
Exons: 1
Coding region: 1-978 (325 amino acids)
Source: RefSeq, a predicted model, not a curated record